CGCGCGCUCCGGACUGCAGAGGUUUGAGCGCACGCGGUAACACUUCUACCAGUUUGAUUCCUCGGUGUGUAUCGCGCUGCUCGAGUCCACUACAAAACCCUUCAGAGACCCAGGACUUAUUUCGUUAAGUUGACUUUUUGUUGUUGUUGUUUUUUUGCUCAGGAGGAGCAGCACUGAUUCCUUUUUUUCCAGAAUGCGCGCGACAGCCUUUUCUGCAUGCGUCCUCAUCAUAUCCCUACUGGAACAAGUGAGUGGAAACAAAGCCAUAGUGGGCAAAUAUGGUGAAACCGUUGAGGUGCCUUGCGACAAAGGAAACAUCAAAAUAGAGGACAUCGUAAUUGUUAAAUGGAAAUAUACCAAAGAUGGCUCCAACGUCGAUCUUCUGACAAAAUCACAGACUCAGAAUGCCUCGUCCUCCCAAAUUGCGGAGUACAAGGGCAGACUCGUCCUCACACAGGACCUCAGCCUGCAAAUUUCCCAGGCCAAAAUGACCGAUCAGAGGACAUUCACCUGUAUGGUGGUGGCAGGCGCGGACAUAUUGGAGUUUCCAGUCGACGUGUCAAUCGAGAAGGCCCCGUCUCCACCCGUAAUCACAAAUCAAGCCAAAGUGAUAGAGCUCAACAAGCUAACAAUGCUGGCAGAAUGUGCUAGUAAAGAUGCUAAUCCAGCUGCUGACGUCACCUGGCUGAAGGACAACGUUCCACUCGUGGUCGAUGGGAAAGUGGUCAUCACACCGAAUGUGCAGAAAGACAAAGACACCGGUCUCACGACUACAUCCUCCAAGCUGGAGUACGCAGCUUCCAAGGCAGAUAUGAAUUCCAAGUUCACUUGUGCCGUCAAGCAUAAGAGCCUUGCCUCGGACCUCGUGUCUGCUCCUAUGACCUUCGUCGUCAACUACCCUAGUGAAACGGUCGACCUCCAGGUCGUGUCUGCACUCCCGAUAAAGGAGGGAGACAGCGUGACCCUGAAAUGUGUGGCUGAUGGGAACCCCCCACCGACCAGCUACAAUUUUUAUAUCAAGGGGAAGAAGGUGACCAUUGAGAACUCGGACAGUUACACAUUCCCCAACGUCACCCGGGCAGACAGCGGAGAAUAUAAGUGCUCCCUGGUGGACGACGAAGCAAAAGCAGACUCGGCCAGUUUUUCAGUAAUGUACCUGGACAUCACCAACGCCACCAAAGGAAAGAUUGCAAAACGUUUAGCCGAGAGCUUCGAGCCAACGUUAGACGUGAACGCCCCUGAACCUGCGCAAGUCUCAUGGACAAAGAACAACAUGAAGCUGAGCAGUAAACCCAGGUUUGACAAGCUGAAGUACUCAGACUCUGGAGUGUACGAGUGUGUGGUCACCAUGAAUGAAAUUGUCAAAAAAGCAUCAUUUGAGCUGAGUGUCCAAGGUGCUCCGAUUAUCACUACGCUGACUAAGAAAGCCAGUAAUGGAGGCAAGCUUCUGAGCUGCAAGGCCGAAGGUUCACCCAAACCCAUUGUGCAGUGGAGCAUCAACGGCAGUAAUGCUUCUGAGAGUUCCUUUGUGAACGGAUUAAUCACGUACAACCUCACAGUGAUUCCAACAGGAAAUCUCACAAUCAACUGCACAGUUUCUAAUGAGCUGGGCACCUACACGAAGAGCAUAGACAUAUCCACAUUGAUGGAUGAUUCAUCUGUGGAGAAAAGGGAGCAACCAGAAGACUCUAAAGGUCAGACACAGGUAGCAGUAGGGGUCGUCAUAGGCCUGAUCGUGGCUGCUGUGGCUCUGGGUCUGGCCUACUGGGUGUACAUGAAGAGAACCAGGGAAGGCAGCUGGAAAACAGGAGAGAAAGAAAACGGCACAGUGGAGGAAAGCAAGAAACUGGAGGAAACUCAGAGUCAAAAGGCUGAGGUUUAAAACCAAAGGAUACUGUCAGAGUAAGAAGGAGAAGAUGCAGUAUUGUAGUAGACUGUAUGGCAAACUACGGAAACUUUUGGGAAGCUGACAUCUUAUUUGGUUGAUAAACCAUUAAUCUGAUCCAGUGUGUAUAAUGUAUAUCACCAUCCUCCUUACAAGUGGGAGAUUUGAUAAAUGAUGCGUGUUGUAUAAUUGUGAAUCUCCUGCACUGAGGAUUAACUGUGGAAUAAACUUGUUCGAAAGACUAAAUGUUUAAUUAGUUUGCUGUUUAAUUAUUUUGUGCAUUUGACAGAAUAGUUGGCUUUUGUUGUUGUUGUUGUUGUUUAUUGUUUAUUAAACAGAUUUAAUUAGUUAACGUCAAUUUACCUCAACACUAGUCUGUGAACUGUGACUCUUUUUGUGUUUUUGGAAUAAUGAGGCAUGUUCCGCCGUCCAUUUUUGUCGAGAUCUCUUUUCCACCUGUACCUGAGCUGUGACUACAGUAAUAGUUUUUCCUUUCGCGGUUCAUUCAGCACUUGGUUAUUUACAUCAAGAUGUGAUUAUUCUGAAAUAAUAAACCAGUUUGGAAGUUAAAAUAAGCUCUUGCAUGUCCAUUCCCAGCGUCCAGAUUUUCUUUGGCAUGAGAUUCGAAAGCUCCACUGAACACGUUACAAUAUGCUGAAUGCUGCAUUUAAUACUGAAAUUUCUAUAGUCCAGCAAAAUUAAUUAAUCUUAAUCCUAAAUGUAAAUGUGGAAUGCUCCAUGUUUUGGUCUGUUGGUCAUAAAAAGUUUGCCAUUGACUGCUAAUACUAGGCUGACCAUAUCUACAUUACUGAUGUGUUACCUGUAAUAGGUUUGAUUAAUUUAUAGACAAUAAUGUUUUAUUUGAAUUCAGUUUUUUAUUUUAUUUUAUAGAUCCUCUGAUUUAGAUGAACAUACAUAUUUUAUUAAUUUUAUUUGUGUGAUGGGAUUUCACUGACCAGUGUACAAGAGUGUGUUUGCCUUGUUGUAUAAAUUUCACAACUGUGUGAAGAAAGUACUGCGGAAUGCUUUCUAAUAGUACUAGUGAUUCACUUGUAGUAUUUAGGGCUUAUAUCAAGGUGCAGAUGUGAGACUUCAUAUAUCUAAUCUGAUGUAUGAGCACAGAAUGGUAAUACCUAGGUAGUCGGUAGGAAUACGACAGGUUUGCUAAUCUCUGGAAACUCUUUUAUUGCAGUACUGGGAGUUGAAUUACAGCCUCUGUGUUUUCAGUGUGUUCUUUCACGAUUUGUUUAAAAACAAACUACUAUCGAUGUAUUCGAUUCAUACUAGUUCUUUCUUGUUAUGUGUUUGAUUCAUAUUUGUAAUGGUCAGCAGAUGAUUUUUUGUCUGUUACUAGCUAGUUUGCUAUUCUGCUAUGUAUAUUGUAUAUGCUUUGUAUGCUCUGCUACUUUUUACCCCUUUUUUUUCCAUUUACGUCAUGGUUAAGACCAAAGAGGGUAAUCGUUUAAGUAUUGUACAUACUUUUUUUUUUUUUUCUUCAUUUUUUGGGCUUUUGCUUAAAUAAAGU
This is a messenger RNA of Hemibagrus wyckioides, 3410 nucleotides long. It is a transcript of the gene alcamb, whose product is annotated as activated leukocyte cell adhesion molecule b. Gene Ontology annotation, biological process: cell-cell adhesion. The transcript has 16 exons. Lineage: Eukaryota; Metazoa; Chordata; Actinopteri; Siluriformes; Bagridae. Bases 194 to 1882 code for a protein of 562 amino acids. Gene Ontology annotation, cellular component: cell-cell junction. The record is from RefSeq and is a predicted model, not a curated record. Gene Ontology annotation, molecular function: cell adhesion molecule binding.